AUGUUUAUUGUUAUUUUACUUCUAAUCUUCUUUUUGCACUAAAUGUUUUGGAUCCACCCUGAGCUAAGAGUACUGCUGUAGUUUCUUUCUGCCAAAGAAGAACUACAAAUCCCAGCAAAUCCCCACUCUCUACAAUCCCUAAAGAGGUUUAAGUUGUGCCCGGACGGAUCAAACAGCGCUGGAGACAACAGGACACGGACAUGCCUCUUAAACGAGAAGAUACAGAGCGUGCUCUGUUGGCUAUGGAGGCGUGUCAGUCUGCAGCAGGUGAGGGGUUCAGGGGGAGAGCAGAGCAUCUUCUGCACAUCUUUCAGAGUGACCUCUUCCAGGCUCUGCUGGAUAUUCAGGAGUUUUAUGAACUCACAGUGUUUGAAAACCAGACGUCAGAACAACCCCAAGCUCCGGGACUCCAGAAAUAUCGUUAUCAGGAUGAAGAGACUCCGCCCCUGGAACACAGCCCUGCCCACCUGACAGCCGGAAAGAGCGGAGAACUUCUACACCUUAGCGACGGAAGCCACAUCCCCAUGGACGGUGUUCAUGGUUACGUCCCUCAUCCGCACAUAUCACCUGCAAAGCCUGUGUUACUACCCAGCAGCCACGCCCCUUACUACGCCACCUCAACUCUGGCUUCUGUUCCGGUAGUUAACACCAACACACUUGAUGGUUCCCCCUACAUGAAUGGGUUGAAUGGAGAAGUGGAGUAUGAGGAGAUCACGUUGGAGAGGGGUAACUCUGGGCUGGGGUUCAGUAUAGCAGGUGGUACAGAUAACCCCCACGUAGGAGACGACCCCAGCAUCUUCAUCACCAAAAUCAUCCCUGGAGGAGCAGCAGCUCAGGACGGCAGAUUGAGGGUUAAUGACAGUAUUCUGUUUGUUAACGAUGCUGAUGUACGAGAGGUGACCCACAGUCAGGCUGUCGAUGCCCUGAAGGAGGCGGGGCCUAUUGUCCGCCUUUACAUCCUGCGCCGAAAACCUGCUAUAGAAAAACUCACCGAAAUCAAAUUAAUCAAGGGACCCAAAGGACUGGGCUUCAGUAUAGCAGGUGGUGUGGGUAAUCAGCAUGUUCCUGGUGAUAACAGCAUCUAUGUGACUAAAAUUAUUGAGGGCGGAGCUGCACACAAAGAUGGGCGGCUACAAAUUGGUGACAAAAUUUUAGCGGUGAACAACAUGAUUUUGGAGGAUGUAAUGCAUGAAGACGCUGUGGCGGCGCUGAAGAACACAGCGGAGGUUGUUUACCUCAGAGUGGCUAAAGCUCCAAAUCUUUACCCUCAGGACACGUACAACCCCCCAGAUAUCACCAGCUCAUAUUCUCCUCAUAUGGACGAUAUGGGUCAUGGCUAUUUGUCAGACUACCCCCAAACCCUCACCCCCACGUCACCACGGCGAUAUUCACCCAUUCCCAAGGGCAUGCUGAUGGGAGAUGAGGAUAUCCCCAGAGAGCCCAGGCGGGUGCUGAUUCAUCGUGGUUUGUCUGGUUUGGGCUUUAAUAUUGUUGGAGGUGAAGAUGGUGAGGGAAUCUUCAUCUCCUUUAUUCUAGCUGGUGGACCAGCAGACCUGAGUGGGGAACUGAGGAAAGGAGACCAAAUACUGAGUGUAAAUGGGGUGGACCUGCGGCAUGCGACACAUGAACAGGCUGCAGCAGCACUAAAGAACGCAGGACAGACUGUCACCAUCAUCGCCCAGUACAGACCAGAGGAGUACAGUCGGUUUGAGGCUAAAAUCCAUGAUCUGCGGGAACAGCUGAUGAACAGCAGUAUGGGGUCCGGAACGACGUCACUUCGGACCGGCAAGAGGAGCUUUUAUAUCAGGGCUCUGUUUGAUUAUGAUAAGACGGCGGACGGGGGGUAUCUGAGUCAGGCGGUGAGUUUCCGGUUCGGGGACGUGCUGCAUGUGCUGGAAUGCAGUGAUGAUGAGUGGUGGCAGGCUCGGAGACUCUCACCACACGGAGACCUGGAGGAGGCGGGAUAUAUUCCCAGCAAGAGGAGAGUUGAGAGGAAGGAGUGGUCCCGCCUGCGGUCGAAAGGAAGAGACAGUAUAGGUCGUGACGACUACAUUCAGAGUUAUGAGAUUGUGACACAGAUUGAGGUGCAUUACGCUCGCCCUAUCAUCAUCCUCGGCCCGAUGAAGGACCGCGUCAACGAUGACCUCCUCUCCGAGUUCCCGGACAAGUUCGGCUCCUGCGUCCCUCAUACAACACGACCAAAGCGGGAAUAUGAAGUUGACGGGAGGGACUAUCACUUUGUGUCGUCACGGGAACAGAUGGAGAAGGACAUCCAGAGCCAUCGAUUCAUCGAGGCGGGACAGUACAACAGCCAUCUGUACGGAACAAGCGUGCAGAGCGUCCGAGAGGUGGCCGAACAGCUUGGGAAGCACUGUAUCCUGGAUGUUUCUGCGAACGCAGUGAGGAGACUGCAGGCGGCGCAGCUUCAUCCUAUCGCAAUCUUCAUCAGACCAUCCUCGCUGCAAAACAUACUUGAUAUUAAUAAGCGCCUGACAGAGGAGCAGGCAAGAAGAGCUUUAGACCGAGCCAUCAAACUAGAGCAAGACUUCAUAGAAUGCUUCACAGCAAUUGUGGAGGGCGACAGCUUUGAGGAAAUCUACCACCGCAUCAAAUCUGUGAUUGAGGAGCAGUCAGGACCAUACAUCUGGAUACCAGCACGAGAGAGACUGUAAAAACACAGACAUACACACACAUACAUACACAUGCACACACACACACACAUAUGCACACGUACACACACACACACACACACACACACACACACACACACACACAUGCAGAUCUGUGGGAAGCCGAAAUGGUUGGAGCUCCUCAUCAUCCUUACAAAGACUUGAAUCAAUAUGAACAAAGCUCUCUCUCUUUCUCUCUUUCUCUGCCUCUCACUCUAUCUCUCUUUUUGUCUCUCUAUCUCUCUCUCUCUCCCCUGUUGUGCUGCUUCCAUUGUUACCUUAAAGUCGUGUUGACCAAUCAGGAUCAGACUGGUGGCCUGAUAUGGGAGGAACAAGCUAAAGCAAACUGAAGGAGGAGAACCAGAAGAACCAAGAGAACCAGAAGAAUGGAUUGAACAAGAAACAAACUGAAAAUGGACAGAACAGAAAGAGAGAGAGUGAGAGAGAGAGAAGAAAACAAACUGCUGUUUGUGGACUUAAAAGACAUGGGUCAUAUCAGCACACACACAUAUACACAAAUUGACUUACACACACACACACACACAAACACAUACACGUUCACACUCUCAUAUACACAAAGUCUUACAGUCUGAUUAAGGACAAAAUGAAGGUGCGUGGUAGGAGAAUGUGAGCUCCAGAAAAUGCUGUUUUUACUCCUGUGUAAGAGUGUGUGUGUGCGUAAGUGUGUGUGUGUGUGUGAGUAUGUGUGUGUGUGAGAGACUAUGGAGUGAACCACUGACUCCAACAGCAGCACCAAUGACGAUGGAUGACGAUGUGUAGACGGAGCUAAACAGAGCAAAAAAACAGAAAGAGGCAAUAUGAGAGAUCAGAGGAGCACUCAGCACUUUACUGACACAUCCCCAACCCCUCACACACACACACACACAUACACACAUACACACAUACCCACACACACACACAUACAUACACACACAGUCUAUUAUGUAACUAUAAACAAAACACACAUAAACUUUAACUGUAUGUGAAUCCUCAACGCUCCAGACGUGCGAGUGAGUGUGAAUGUGUGUGUGUAAGUAAGUGUGAGUGUGUGUAUGUGUGAUAGAGUGUAUGAAUGCAUGCUUAAGGGAGUGUGUGUGUGCGUGCGCACGUGUGCUGGUGUGUUCUGUAUAGGGCUACUGUUUACACGCAGUUCUACUCUAAUCUGCUGUGUCUGCACAAUACUUGGGGGUGGGAGGAGGGGCAUUUAUCUACACAAAGUCGAGCCGAUGAACUACAAGCAAAAACUACAAUUCACAAAGGAAGGUGGAGCUUAAAGCGAUAAUUCAGUUUCGUCUGUUACCCUAAAAUGUAAUCAACCAGCUAGAACCUGAUUAGUGCUAAUAUACGUAGGUCCUCACUCCCCCGCUGGCCUGCACUCGCAUUGCGUUUAAACAAUCCGUGCCCGAGCACGCUUACGUCACUCUCUAUUCAGUGAGCUUGCGAAUGUUGCGGUGUUGUGCCGAAUUCAACACCCCCGCCAUGAAAGGCACCCUCUCUUGGGAGCGCGUCUUUUUGAUAAAAGGGGAAAUAAUCUGCUUUAACUUACUUAGAACAGUCUCAGUUAUAACAGUGAUUAUUACGUACAUAGCGAUACAGCACGCACUCACGAGAGGUAGUGCUUUUCCUGGCGGGGUGCUGAAUUUGCCACAACACCGGCAUGUUUGUUUACAGGAUUGUUGCAUCACAUUACAUUGCAUUACAUCAUCUUGUUCCGUGCUAGGGUACGGAUCACACACACGCUGCAUGCGUACUGUGCUCAAGUCCAAGCUUUGGGAGGUAACUGUGGCCAGGCACGGCACGGAUUGCCUAGUGUGAGUACACCCUAAUAUAACUAACAAGUAAUAUACUACGAAUUAGCACUGGAGCUACAAAUCUAUUAAAUAAUAGAAGCAUGUACCCCACCAAUUAGCACUGGAGCUAUAAGGCUAAUAUAGCUUAUGGGGGGUUUAUACUUCAGUAUAUACACUGCCAUUUAGCACUAAAGCUAUGAGGCUAGCUAAUAUAGUUCACUGCUAAUAGUGGCAUAUACACCACUAUUUAGCUCUAAAGCUACAGGUCUAUCGAUCAAAUAAUGGAAGCAUGUAUCCCCACCAAUUAGCACUGGAGCUAUGAGGCUAGCUAAUAAAGCUAACUACUAAUAAUAGCAUAUACACACCAUUUAGCUCUGAAGCUACAGGUCUAUAUUUCAAAUCAUGGAAGCAUGUAUCCCACCAAUUAGCACUGGAGCUAUGAGGCUAGCUAAUAAAGCUAACUACUAAUAAUAGCAUAUGCACCACCAUUUAGCUCUAAAGCUACAAGUCUAUCUAUCAAAUAAUGGAAGCAUGUACAGAGGAAAUGAGGCUAAUAUAGCAGUAACAAUAGUCUUCUGAAGACAGUUUGAGGUUUAAAAGGCAAGUGGGUCAUCACUAGUUAGCACUGGAUAUACCAGGAUAAUUAACAGGUAAUGGCAACUUAUUACCUACCUUACCAGUUAAGACAGGAGCUAAGAGGCUAAUGUAGUUAGCUAACUAGUGAUGGUGACGUAUACACCAUUAAUUAGCCCUGAAGCUAUGAGGCUAAUGUAACUAACAGGUAAUGGAAGCAUACGACACACCAGUCAGCACUGAGGCUAUGGGGCUAAUAGCUAGCUAACUAGUAAUAGUGGCAUAUACACAGCCAUUUAGCACUGGUACUGUAUGGCUAAUGUAGCUAACAGUAGCCUACUAAAUAUCUCCACACAGUUUGAGGUUUAAAAAGGGAAGUUGGUGGGUCAGAAGCUUCCACUGGUUGUUAGCUACAUUAGCCUCCUGGUUCCAGUGUAAAACUAAACAUGUCCUAAGCUACAUUUAGGAUAAGAGGGGAAACUGUAUUGUUGUUGAAUUAUUGCUUUAAAACAAAUGCCACAUUAUUACAUGGUGGUGCUUUACACACUGAUGAUGUUCCUCUUCCGGCCAAAACUGGGGAAAGGCAACAGAAGGAGAAAUUAAAGCUGAAGUUCACGGACUUUAGGCUGAAUUAUUUAAUAACAUUCUGAGAAACAGGCUUUAGAGAAUUUAUUAUAAUUAUUAUUAUUUAUUUAUUUGGGGUUUUAUUGGUUUAGUUUUAUUUAUUUUUUUCCUGUAAGGGUAGGGGAUCAGAGUUUGUUUUGUAUAUUGUAAAGAAAUAAUACUGUCAGGUUUGACUAUAUUACUGUACAUAGAGACGUUUGUGACUGUAAACUUAUGGGGCUUUGAAUACUUCUGUAGAAUCAGGGCAUAUUCAUACAACACACAUGCAUCUGUCUGAGCCAAAACUACACUACACUGAAACUUAGCUGGACUACAGUACCCACAAUACACCUAUCAAUAUUACAGAACCCACAUACACCAAUCAGAACUACAGUACCCACAGUACACCUCUCUACAGAACUUUAGAAUCCAAGAUACACGUCUAUACAGAUUUCAGAACUUCAGUACAUACAACACACCUUUCAGAACUACAGUACCCACAAUACACCUCUCAGCUGGAUUACAAUACUCCACUAUAAUACACCAGUCAGAACUAAAACAUUUACUGUACAGCUCCAGCUGUACUGCAGUGCCCAAAACACACCUCUCAGAACUACAGUACACACACUACGCAGUACAGUACAGAACUCUAGUACCCUAGUUUCCACUGUACAUUCCUCAGCUGAACUACAGUACCCACAAUGCAUUAUUCCAUUGAAACACUAUCAUCAAAACUAAAGGUGCAACCCCGACAGCAUAAACAGUCAUACACACACAAACACACACAGACAUACACACAUGCCAUCAUGGGCCAGAAUAAAGUGAACAAUAAAUGCAGAGCCCAGGUGAACAGAAUUGGGGUACUGGUUCGAUUCAUCCUGGUAUUUUUUGCACUUGGUGUGAAUUCGGCUCUGAUCUGAAACCUCAAGCUGCUCACAUCUCUGCCCAGCGUUCUUCAACUCUGUUUCAUAUCGUUUUAUUUCUAUUUUAUCAUAACUACAGCGAAUGGACUGUAUACCAGGCAUUACCAAUGUAUUUAAGAUCAUUUAUCUUGCAAGAGAACAAGAGUUAUCUCUAUGAUGAAGUGAAAUGGAUUAAAAUUAUAUUUCAGUGAAACGCCUGUUGUAAAUUAGCUAUAAAAUAUUACUAAUUAAUUACAUUAAAGACAUUUUAUGAAAAAAAA
Astyanax mexicanus (Mexican tetra) is the source of this 6818-nucleotide messenger RNA. It is a transcript of the gene dlg4b, whose product is annotated as discs, large homolog 4b (Drosophila). Lineage: Eukaryota; Metazoa; Chordata; Actinopteri; Characiformes; Acestrorhamphidae. Bases 201 to 2672 code for a protein of 823 amino acids. The transcript is spliced from 23 exons. Gene Ontology annotation, cellular component: postsynaptic density membrane; neuromuscular junction; neuron projection. The record is from RefSeq and is a predicted model, not a curated record. Gene Ontology annotation, biological process: chemical synaptic transmission; AMPA glutamate receptor clustering; postsynaptic neurotransmitter receptor diffusion trapping. Gene Ontology annotation, molecular function: kinase binding.